CACUGGGAUGAGGUGGUUUGUCAGCCGUAUCAAAAUAGAUGUAUUUUGUAAAACUGCAAUGGAAAUGAGUGACAUGAUUAACAGAGUUCAUAUGUAACAGUUUAACACUUAGUGUUAUUAAGUGUUAAGUGAUUAACUCCAGACAGAUUUAGUACUUGACAGAGUCAAUGUACCAAUUCUCCAAAAAGAUUUAAACUCUCUCUCUCUGGUUUGGACCCAUGCAGACACUUUAAACGUGUUGAAAUCAAACCUGAGUGAUAAUUUGGGCAUGCUGGGUUUGCUGUGCAUGGUACGACACCAACACAUUCAGAUUCUGUGCACCUAGCAAUAACUGACACUCAGUAGCGAGACACAUGCCUAAAGCAGCACAUUUAAAAAUCUAUUUUUAUAAAAAGCUCCAACCAUAGUCACCACUCAGAUUCAAUGUCACAUGUCUGUACGCCUAAUUUCAGAUCAGUCCCAUCAGGUCUCCACAGUUCAGAUCCUCCAGGUGACUGAACAUGCUCAAGUAAACAGGAUUGUGUGUACAUGCUGUGUGCAGGAACAACAGCACGGCAGAUAGCAGGAUUUCUGAUGAAUGUUAUCUGGGGUGGGUGGAAGCGAGUGAGUCAAAGCGGAGGAGCAGCAACACCUGUGAGUGUGUCUCAUUCUUUGGCAGCUCCGUCCCUCGGGGGCCACAGCGAAUGACAGAAAAGAUCGAAAAUGCAGCGACAGACGGAGCUCUGCACACACGGAGGAUGGCAGCAGCAAUGGUGACAAUCAACUGAUUGCAUUCAUGCAUAUGUACAGCACUGGGGAAACAAGUUCUUGUGACAGGAAGUAAUUAGGUGAACCACGUCAUUCAAAAGCUUGUAGAACCAAUCUGAGCUGUAGUAACUGUCGUUUUCUCUCUGACUUGAUUAGUCUUCAUGCUGUGCUGUUUUGGACAUUUGGCUCUCUCCUCAUAGAAUAAUGUUUCAGUUCUUCGUAGGUGUCAGAUAUAUCAACCUUUACAGGGUUGUCACAAUACUAAAAUUUCAAACUUGAAACUGAUACUGAGAAAGAUAUUCAAUAACAUUUUAUUGGUAUUGAUAAACCAUGGGAAAUGGUAUAUCAAUGAUAUUUCCCAUGGCUCCAGGAAAUUGGAAAAUCUUUUAUGAAGGAACAGGGUUCUUUCUAGCUAAGAGCAAAAAUGAUGAGUAAUCAAUUAUGAAUGCAUGAUACACUUUUUCACUUCCGAUACCGAUAUUUCAGAUUUAGUAUCGGUCGAUCCCGAUCUGAUACAGAAAAGCAGUGCUGAAUUGACUUAAAAUGUUUCUUUUUUUUAACACAGACACACAUGUACUGAGUUACAAAUUUAUUUUUUAACUCUGCACCACAACAGCACACUGAAAUACACCAGUAGCUUCUCAAGUUUGGUCAACCAGGUUGAGGUUCAGGCAGCUUGUCGCCUGCUGAUUCCACUCAGCCUCUUCACACAGCAUCAUCAAAUCAAAGUAAAGGUUUAAACUCACUGAGAGAGUUCAUCAGUAUUUCCUCAGCACUGACUCUCCUCCAUAGAGGGUAAGACCGGCCUGAAGUUCAGAUGCAUCCUGGCUGUCUUUUUAGUCUCCCCAGAGCAUGAAGCCCUGCCGGGUCCAGAGGGUAGCCAGGUUCUUCUGUCAGGAUUUGAGAAAUGAAAGGACCCAGACAAAGAUCUUCAUGAAGUAACAGACUAAUAAAACAGGCAGGCCGUGAGGUGAGAUGUAUGAGGGGAGAAUCCAGCACAGAACCCAUGAACUGACAGGUGUGAAUGCACAAUCCGUGUUUCCUUUAGAAAUGUGCAGAGAUCUUCAUUUGUAUUUUGCUAAUGUUGCAAAAACAGAAUUUUGCAAUUACGGUGUUACCAUUAAUUAAGACAUGAAAUUAAAAUCACAUGUUUAAGCUUGUUCAUGCUGUACGUCAUUAAAAGUCAUGGCAGUGACGGAUGUAAACAGUUACAUGAGUUGUAUUCAUAAUUUAGCCUCAUCAUCUAUCAGCCAAUCAGAGGAGACGUCUGUGGUUUAUUCAGGCAUUGGGGCAUCAAGCUCCUUAUACAGUAUAUAUGUAGCCAGAGAUGCAGGAAAAACAUUACAAACAUAAACAAUAACAUGCAUUGUUAUGCACACAAUAAGACCAGAAAGAGUAAAUGUACCUCUGACUUUUGAUACAUAUAAAUUGAUCACAGAUAGAUGUGUUUGUUCCCUAUGGAAUCAAAUGAAAUUCCCUCUACAUGGAAAUGUGUUCCUGGACUGAAGGGUUUGCUCUGCUAUCAGGAAAACAACCACAGGAUCGUCUCCAACUCGUCUCUUCUGAUCAGGUUUUCAGCGACCCAUGUAACUGAAAUUGGCUUUAGAUUGAAAGCAUUUCUGUGAACCUCUUCUCACAGAUGUUAGCAUGAAUAUUUCUAUUUUCUGUGCCUUUGGGCACUUUUCUUUCAUGUCUAUAUUCUUGGCAGCCACUUGUCCUCUGUCUGCCUCAGACGUGUCCCUGCGCGUUGCUGCAGGAGCUGAUUUGGGAUUACGGUUGGAAAUCGUUGCCUCAAAAGUUCUUGAAAUACUUUUGCUGACAGUCAAACACUCUUUGCUGAUCAAAAACAAACCAAAGCCCACAAACACCAGUUAAAAUGCCAGAUUUCUGGGGCUUAAAGAAAAGAGACCACGAUACAGUUCAGACAGACCCAGGCUGACAAGACACAAGCAGAAAUGGUCAAGAUAAUUACAGCAGUGACCAAACGGAGGAGUGAAGGACAAGGACGUCAGAAUAAAGCAGAAAAUGAGUCAUUUUCUCAUCAGUUCUCCCCAGCAGCUGAAUAGAGGUUUUAUUUGACAGACCUUUGUAAUGAUUUUCUUCCGUGACAUUUGCUCUUUGGAGACCUUCUUCCUGUCCAUUCAUCUUUGGUCUUUCUUGUCGUCUCUUUGGUGUUUUUUUUUUUUUUUCCAUUUGGUUUGAAUGUCGCCGUCUGGGCAGCAGACUGCCUGAAUCUUCUGCAGCUCUGAAGUAAGCGGACUCCCAGGUCUCAUUUUAGAUUUCCUGUCAAAGCGACAGGCAGUGCUGGUUUAGCAGACGCACACUCAGCUCAAGUCUUUCUUGCUUCAUCUACAAACAGAGUAUCCCUGGUGAUCCGGGCUGCAUAAUGUGCCAUUAAACCAACAAUGCUGUAUAUUAAUGAGUGUCUGUGGGGGCUGCAGAGCGGCUCUGCUGAGAGCGAACUAAAACAGGGAGAAGAGAAGAAGAACAGCAUGAGCUAAAAUAUUCAGUCCCUCAUCUCCACUGAUCUUCUUCACCUUCUCCCACCUGGUGAGCCGUCCUCGUUACUCUGCAUUGUUUUUCUGUUUUGUUGCAGGAAGCUGCUGAUGCAGAGCAAAUCCACCGGGAUGCUAACAGAGAGGAAACAACAGGGCAACUUCUACAUUUGAAUUUCCGCUUGUGUCGGACAUGCUUCUGAAGCUCCAUCAGGUGUUCCUGAAUCCUGCUCAUGACCUGUGCUUCCUCUCUGUUUCCUCCUUCUCUCCUCUCCUUCUCCUCCUGUCAUCUCCGUUCUGAUCCCCUGUAGGAGUUCAGCUGCAGCCUCAGGCCUCUGAGUUGAACCCACCAAACCAUCCCAUCUGCUUCCCUCCCCGUCUUCCAUCCACCUGCCAUGUCUAACGACACAACCUUCUUGGAAGCCACUGAUUGGUUAGACACCUCCCAGUGCCCACCCUCAGUAGGCGGCGCUACAUUCCUGAUUGUUGCAUACAGUGCAGUCAUUGCAAUCGGGUUGCUGGGCAACGCAGGCCUUGUAUUUAUCAUCACCCGGCAACAGGAGUUGCGCAACGUCACCAACAUUCUGAUCGCCAACCUGUCGUGCUCGGACAUCCUGAUGUGCGUGGUGUGUCUGCCGGUCACUGUCAUCUACACGCUGAUGGACCACUGGGUGCUGGGGGAGGCCCUGUGUAAGGUGACACCCUUUGUCCAGUGCAUGUCUGUGACCGUGUCCAUCUUCUCCCUCGUGCUCAUUGCUCUGGAGCGCCACCAGCUGAUCCUCCACCCCACCGGCUGGACCCCCGCGGCCGGACACUCCUACCUUGCAGUGGGGCUCACGUGGCUGGUCGGCUGCUUCAUCUCGCUGCCCUUUCUGUCCUUCAACAUUCUCACUAAUGACCCCUUCCAGAACAUCAGCCUGCCCUCCAACCCCUUCAGGGACCAUUUGAUCUGCAUGGAGUUGUGGCCGUCAGACAAACAUCGCCUUGCCUACACAACCUCGUUGCUGAUCUUCCAGUACUGCCUGCCUCUCCUUUUGGUGUUGCUCUGCUACCUGAGGAUCUUCAUCCGCCUGAGACGCCGCAGGGACAUGCUGGAGCGCAGCAGGAGGACCCGGGGAGCCCAGAGGAUCAAUGUCAUGCUGCUAGCCAUCGUCAUCGCAUUUGCUCUCUGCUGGCUCCCUCUGAAUGUCUUCAACACUCUGUUUGACUGGCAUCACCAGGCCCUGCCAAAAUGUCAGCAUGACGCUGUCUUCUCCGCUUGCCACCUUACAGCCAUGGCCUCCACGUGCAUCAACCCCGUGGUGUACGGCUUCCUCAACAGCAACUUCCAGCGGGAGCUGAGGACGACGCUGCAGCGCUGCCAGUGUGGCACCCGGGCAGGCGAGAGCUAUGAGAGCUUCCCUUUGUCUACAGUGGGCAGCGAGGGCAUAACAAAGGCCACUUCGCUCAACAGGAUGGGAUCGGUGUGUGUCCCCUCACCCAGACCUGAGAUCAGCUCAGCUUUGCUAUCCAAAACAUUACCGGCUAACUUGUAAUAAUGCGGACUGAAGAAUUCUUUGACAAGAUCCUAAGUGCGUCAGUUGUGUGUAACUGAUAAAGAUCAACUUUGAGUCAGUCCAACACUGACCUCACUUGGGCCUGGCUGAAAAUGGUUUAAUACUAUUUCAAGCUAAUGUUUGACGGCAUAUUGUUCUUGUUGUGACUGAUCAUCAUCUAAAACGUUUGAAGACUCUGGAUGUAACUUGGAAGUCCAGAAUGCCAAAACUGAAGAAGCUAAAGGACCUGAACUGUUCUGGUGUAAACCAUGCAACGCUCCUGGAAAGGUUCAGUUUUCCAGUUACAACCAUUGUGACAGAUCAACCUCAUACCAGACAUUGUAACGUCUGAGCCCCUACACACUGCAGGAUGCCAACACCGUGUUGUCACAGCACGUUAACACGUUUUUUUUUUUUUUUUUUGGUGAAAAACACAUUUUACUGUUUGCACACAUGAACAAAGUUGUUGGUACCCCACAAUCACCACUGAAAUAACCUGAAACUGACAAAAGUAAUGAUGAAUAAAAAUGUACUGAAAAUGAACUAACAAAAAUCAGAUCAGGGUUUGCUUCUGAAUUGUGAUUCAACAGAAUCAUUUUGAAAAUAAACGAAUGAAAUCACAAUGAACCACAGGAAGCAAAUGAGAGAUUUGUCCCAGGAGAUCAGAAAGAAAACAUGUUAAAGGUAAAAUCUUCAAGAGCAUCUCUAAGCAGCUUGGUGCUCCUAUGACUGAGGGUAAUUGUUGACAGUUUAAGAGCAGGAGAAUACAAAUAGAAACCAAAGAGCCCAGAACAACCUCAAGGAAAUUAAAGGUAGACUCUAUAGUUAAGGUCCAUCUGUGAUGGAUUGAACAAUACAUCUUGUCUGAGCCAAAGUGGACUUCAUGGGAGAUGUCACUGUUAAAAGCAAAUCACCCAAAAGCGAGACUGGAAUUCGCUACAUUGCAUAUUGAUAAGCCACAAAGCUUCUGGGAAAAUGUCCUUUGGACAAACAAGACAAUUCUGGAGGUUUUUACCAAGCUCUGCAUUCAGAGACCAAAACUGAUUAAAAGAAAAAAAAAAAAAACAAAAAAAAACAACAUACUGUGAAACAUGGAGGAGGCUCAGUUCUGAUCAGGGGCAGCUUUGCUACAUCUAUCAGUGGGAUCAAGGUACAAUGAGAUCUGGAGACUAUCAAGGCAUUUUGGACAAAAAUCGACAACCUUGUCAGAAAACUUGAUCUCAAUUGCAGGUCAUUGGUCUUCUAACAGGACAAUGACCCAAACACAGCUAGAAACACCUAAGAAUGGCUAACAACGAAAUACUGCACUAUUCUGAACUGGUCCGUUUCAAAUAGCUGGUACCAGUCAUUCAUUAACAGAGGGGUACCAACAAGUUUGUCCACGUGAGUAACAUUUGAACAUGUUUGUAAGUGCUGAGGUUUUGUUUAUCAUUGUUCAUUUUUUAAAAUAUCUUUUUUUGUGGCCUUUUUUUGAAAGUUAUCUGACAGGAAGAGGGCAGCAGGGAGAGAUGAGAGUAGAAUUUCUCUGUGUACGUUUGCGUUGUUGUACUGGCAAAUGUUUUUUUUAUAUGUGGAAAGGAAUGCUAAGCAAGCUUUUUCAGAAAAAAUGCUAAAAGGAAAAAACAGCUAGAAAUUGGUUACAGUAUUUCUCUGCAGAAAAUAUUAAAUUAUGUUACUGAUCAAACUCACUACUUUAUUACGUCGGUUCAAUGCAUGUUACAAUUAUACAGAACAGGUGAGUUGUUUAUCAUUAUCUACACCACCAUAGGGGAAAUGGGGGAAAGAAUACCAUAUAGGUACAAAUAUGAUGAAGUGCCAUAAAUUUGUUUAAUCCACUUUGUAAUUCCCACAUUAAGAGUUGCAGCAUCAACCAUGAUGGGUCAUCUGGUCCCUUUUGGAUACAUGAAAUGUUCUCAAUAAUGCCAGACUAUCAUAUAGUCACUUUCCUAAAAUGUCUUCUUUAGGACAAAAGAUGAUUUAGACAAAAAAAAUCACUUUUGGAAAAA
This is a messenger RNA of Poecilia latipinna (sailfin molly), 6783 nucleotides long. RefSeq names its product neuropeptide Y receptor Y8a (gene npy8ar). Gene Ontology annotation, molecular function: neuropeptide binding; neuropeptide Y receptor activity. Gene Ontology annotation, biological process: G protein-coupled receptor signaling pathway. The record is from RefSeq and is a predicted model, not a curated record. The coding region runs from base 3638 to 4777 and encodes 379 amino acids. The transcript has 4 exons. NCBI's taxonomy places the organism in Eukaryota, Metazoa, Chordata, Actinopteri, Cyprinodontiformes, Poeciliidae. Gene Ontology annotation, cellular component: neuron projection; plasma membrane.